Molecule: messenger RNA, 1868 nt
Organism: Sphaerodactylus townsendi
Lineage: Eukaryota; Metazoa; Chordata; Lepidosauria; Squamata; Sphaerodactylidae
Product: G-protein coupled receptor 54-like
Exons: 5
Coding region: 660-1793 (377 amino acids)
Biological process (GO): neuropeptide signaling pathway
Cellular component (GO): membrane
Molecular function (GO): G protein-coupled peptide receptor activity
Source: RefSeq, a predicted model, not a curated record
UCGGCUUGCUUAGUGUGUCUCUCCUGUGUUCGGAGACCAGCAUCAGUCACAAUAGGUCCUGAGAUGCAUUAAAGGAGGCAAGAGGAAGAUAAGGAGCUGGCACAGUAGCUAUCCCUCUUCAUGGAAGAAAGGCCAGCCAGGAAAAAAAAGGGGAGAGUUCUCGGCAUGCUGUGGAGUGAAUGAGAAGGACUUGUUUUGGCACAAAGAGAAGAUUCUGAAAGCUUUGGAAGACAAAAUAUCACAGUGGAGAUGGGAUCAUCUCAGAGGGAGCCAACUAGUGCAAAAGGUACUGUCUGGGUAGUCUGUCUGCCCACCUCUGCUCUUACAGCAGCAUCUCCUUCUACUAAGGGUAAGGGAACCGGAAACUGGAGGAAUUAGUUUAACUUUCCUUUCUCUCAGCCCAAAUGCGGUGUAACUUGUAAGUCUAUGAGGGAUUGUAAUCUUGCCCCAAAUUUUGCCAGCACGUUCCAUUUCUACUAGGACUAUCUACGCCAUGCACCCCUUUAGCUAAGAGACUGUGCAUCCCUGGGACAUUAGUAGCUUCAGCACCUCCCACCAAUUUGUAUUUCCCAGACAAAGACUUUCCAGCCAGGCUCCUCAGAAGGAUAGACUGCACAUUUCUGGCUGCUGACAAGAGCUGACUUGGUGUUCUGCUCAGAAUGGAUGCUGAGCCUUUACAUUCAGAGGCCUUGCCUAGCUGGACAGCAGAGCCUACAUCCUGGCCAGGCAGUGCCAAGCCCAGCACAGGAGCCCUCGAGGGUAGGAUGCACUUUUGGAUCUUUAACAGCAGUGGAGAAGAUACCUCCCCCCCAUUUCUAACUGAUGCGUGGCUUGUGCCCCUCUUUUAUGCUCUCAUCAUGCUGCUCGGGCUGGUUGGGAACUCCUUGGUCAUCUAUGUCAUCAGCAAGCACCGCCAGAUGCGCACGGCUACUAACUUCUAUAUUGCAAACCUGGCGACCACUGACAUCAUAUUCUUAGUAUGCUGUGUACCAUUCACUGCCACGCUCUAUCCCUUGCCCAGCUGGGUUUUUGGGGACUUCAUGUGCAAAUUUGUCAACUAUUUGCAGCAGGUAACAGUGCAGGCCACCUGCAUCACUCUGAUGGCUAUGAGUGUGGACCGCUGUUAUGCUACCCUGUAUCCACUGCAAUCUUUACGUUACCGAACCCCCCAUGUAGCUAUGGCUGUCAGUUUUGCUAUCUGGAUUGGUUCCUUCAUUCUCUCACUACCUAUGGCUCUAUACCAUCGCACUGAGGUUGGCUACUGGUAUGGUCUGCGCACCUACUGUAUUGAAGCUUUCACCAGCAAGAGCCAGGAGCGCAGUUUUAUUCUAUACACUUUCCUGGCUGUUUAUCUGCUGCCUCUGUUCACCAUAUGUCUCUGCUAUUCCAUUAUGCUCAAGCGUAUUGGGAAUCCUGUGGUGGAGCCCAUAGACCAUGACUAUCAGGUGCAACAUCUAUCAGAACGCUCAGCUGCCAUGAGGGCCAAAAUAUCCAAGAUGGUGGUAGUGAUUGUUCUGCUGUUCACCAUUUGCUGGGGGCCCAUCCAGUUCUACUUGCUCUUUCAGGGCUUCUAUCAUCACUUCCAGGCCAACUAUGAGACCUACAAGAUCAAGACAUGGGCUAAUUGCAUGUCGUAUGCCAACUCUUCUCUCAAUCCCAUAGUCUAUGCGUUCAUGGGAGACAGCUUCCGCAAGUCCUUCAAGAAGGUGUUCCCGUUUGUCUUCCGGCAGCGUGUACAGAACAAUGGCAUGGACUCAGGCUGCCAUAAUGCUGAGCUAAAAUUUGUCACUUAACUUCGCCCUGACCAAUUUGAUGGAGAACUUUGUACGUACUAUCAAAAGUAAAAAACAACAACUAAGAUGAUAAAA